This is a messenger RNA of Erinaceus europaeus (western European hedgehog), 1378 nucleotides long. RefSeq names its product surfactant protein C (gene SFTPC). Gene Ontology annotation, cellular component: extracellular region; alveolar lamellar body. Lineage: Eukaryota; Metazoa; Chordata; Mammalia; Eulipotyphla; Erinaceidae. The record is from RefSeq and is a predicted model, not a curated record. The coding region runs from base 631 to 1194 and encodes 187 amino acids. Gene Ontology annotation, biological process: respiratory gaseous exchange by respiratory system. The transcript is spliced from 6 exons.
CAGAGGGGAUGGUUUUCAAAGUUAGGAAAGGAAGGACUAGGGGCAAGUCUAAGGUUAGCUGUGGGGUGUGUGGGAAGAGGACAGGCAGGAAGAGUGUGUGCAGUGAAAUUCUGAAAGCCAUUCACAGACCCCAUGCUGAUGCCAGAGCAACCCCCCCACUCUCUGUCCUGGGGCUCACUCCUCAUUCUUGGGGGUAGAUUCAUCUGGCAGGUAUGAUGCCCAACCCACUGGGUCAUAUCCUUGGCUUUCUGAGCAGGGCAGCCUGGCAGAGCCUCUGGAGAAGCAAAGGACUGCAGGGGCAGGUGCCAGCAAGAGAGGCAGGCAUGCCAAGAAGACACCCAUGGUGAGAGGUGCAGAUUGCCCAAGGGCAAGUUUGCUCAGCUCACCCAGCUUCACACUCUCACUGGGGCCAAGAGAACUCACUCACUAAGGCCAAGGGCCCUCAGGCACUCUUGCAGCUAGCUUAUCAGGGCCUAGCUUCUAGAGAGCCAGGAACAAACAGGCUUCAAAGUCAAGAGCUUGGCUGGCAGACAGGGGCUGCAUCCUUCACCUCUGGCCCCUCUUCUUGCUAGUAUAUAUUAGACCCUUUUCACAAUUGGGAGUUAGGAGGGCAAGGCACCUGCAGCAAAGAUGGACAUAGGCAGCAAGGAGGUUUUGAUGGAGAGUCCACCGGACUACACAGCAGCCCCCCGGGGUCGGUUUGGCAUCCCAUGCUGUCCUCUGCACCUCAAACGCCUUCUCAUCGUUGUGGUGGUGGUGGUCCUGGUUGUGGUGGUGAUUGUGGGGGCCCUACUCAUGGGUCUCCACAUGAGCCAAAAACACACUGAAAUGGUCCUAGAGAUGAGCAUUGGGGGGCCUGAAGCCCAGCAACACCUGGCUAUGAAUGAGUAUAGGGGUACCACAGCCACCUUCUCCGUCGGCUCCACUGGCAUCGCAGUCUAUGACUACCAGCGGCUCCUGAUUGCCUACAAGCCAGCCCCGGGGACUUGCUGCUACAUCAUGAAGAUGGCUCCGGAAAGCAUCCCCAGUCUUGAGGCUCUCACCAGAAAAUUCCAGACCAAGCCGGAAGUGCCUUCCUCAAAGCUGGCUCAGGAGGGGGCCGCUGACCCUGGCGCGGGGGCCUCGCUGGAGCUGGCCUUCCUAGGCACCACCUUGAACACCCUGUGUGGGGAAGUGCCCCUCUACUACAUCUAGCGGUCCCCCCACCCAGGACCCAUGGAAGCCCCAAGGCGACAGGAAAGGACGGUUAGACAGCCGCUCCCAUCACACCAUACAAGUGGCCCUGGAAAAAAAAGUAGGGCUGGGGGCUGAGGGUGGGGGUUACCACGGGCAGGGGCGCCUACUACAAAAGAAUAAAGCAGCCUGAUUGAAAAACGAA